GAGAGAGAGAAGAAAGGAAGAAAGGAAGAAAGAAAGAGAGUAAGGGAGAGAGAGAGAGACAGACUGUAAAUAUGGAGGAGGUAAAACGAUAGGAGGUGAAACUCGUCCUGCUUGGUUAUUUCAACGUUUUCAUGUGAAUACAAGCGCAGAGGAGCUCUACGGAAGGACACACCGAGCCUCGGCGGAAACCAAAGCCGGGGAAGAAGCGACAUCUGCGCUAAUACGCGUUCCAGGAGGACCCUUCGACAUCCACGGAAACCUGACAUCGAGAAGAAAGCCUGAUACGUCUGCCUGCCUGUCCGUUGCAUUUCCUUCGACACAUGGCCGACUCCGAGGACCCACUUUAACACAAACACACACACACAUACACACGGUGGAAGGAUCGGGGAGGGAAGUCCAGGUUCAACCUUCAUGAAUUCAUCACACACCUCAGUAGUGGAGGUGAAGAGCAGCCUCCCAUCGGGCAUGCAGAGCCCAGGAGGAACAGCAAGCGAGCAGAGAGGAGGAGGUGGAGAAGGGGGUGGUGGUCCGGGAGAAGGCCCAGGAGCGGGAGGCGGAGGCAGCCCGGUGGAUCUGCGGACGGAGCCCAGGGUGUGCUCUCUGUCGGCGGGCGCGGCGGCGGCGGCGGUGGACACAGCCAUGAGGGAGCAGCAGCUCCAGCAGGAACUUGUGCUACUGAAACAGCAGCAGGAGCUCCAGAAACAGCUGCUGUUUGCCGAGUUCCAGAAAAAACACGAAGUGCUCACCAGACAACACGAGGUCCAGCUGCAGGAACACCUGAAGGUGUGUGUGUGUAAGCAACAACAGGAGCUGUUGGCGGCGAAGCGGCAGCAGGAGCUGGAGCAGAAGAGGAAACUGGAGCAGCAGAGGCACGAAGAGCAGGAGAAACAUCGGCUGGAGCAACAGCUGCUGCUGCUCCGGAACAAGGAGAAAGGCAAAGAGAGUGCAAUUGCCAGCACAGAGGUGAAGCUGAAGCUGCAGGAGUUCCUUCUCAAUAAGAAAGAACCAGGCAUCGGUGGACUGAACCAUUCCUUCUCCCCAAAGUGCUGGGGAGCCCAGCACAUCUCCCUGGAGCAGGGCUCUCCUCCGCAGAGUAACACUCCAGGAACUCCUCCCUCCUACAAACUGCCCCCACUGCUGGGAAACUACGAGGGCAAAGACGACUUCCCGCUCCGCAAGACAGUCUCAGAGCCCAACCUGAAGGUGCGUUCACGGCUGAAGCAGAAGGUGGCAGAGAGGCGGAGCUCUCCGCUCCUUCGCAGGAAGGAUGGGACCGUUAUCAGCACCUUUAAGAAGAGAGCCGUAGAGAUAUCUGUCUCCUCUCUCUGUAGUAGCGCUCCAGGUUCAGGUCCCAGCAGCCCCAACAGUUCCAACUCGGCAAUCUCCAAUGGCAACACAGGGUCGGUCCCCAACAUACAGACUGAGCUGAGAUCUCUUCAUCAGACGCUGGGGGCUGAUGGGACAUUAAGUCCUCUGAAUCUCUACACCUCGCCGUCCUUGCCGAAUAUCUCCUUGGGGCUCCCUGCCAACACACACAUCACGCCCUCCCAGGCGCUGUCCAACCAGCAAGAAGCUGAGCGGCAAGCCAUCCAAUCACUGCGAGGGGGCGGAGCUCUAACAGGGAAGUUUCUCUCCACGUCGUCCCUACCUGCAGGGGUGGGCCAUGAGGUAGAGACACCACCCCCCACCUCUCAUUCUGCCCAUUCCUCGUUGUUGCAACAUGUACUACUGCUGGAGCAGGCCAGACAACAGACUGCAAUGCUAGCUGUCCCCAUGUACAGCCAGUCGCCGCUGGUUACAGCGGAGAGAGGCGUGCCCAGCAGCAUGCGGGCUGUCAACAAGUUGCCUCGCCAUCGGCCGCUGGCUCGGACCCAGAGUGCACCUCUGCCCCAGUCCCCCCAGGCCCUGCAGCAGCUGGUGGUCCAGCAGCAACACCAGCACUUCCUGGAGAAACACUACAAGAUGCUAUCUAAGGGGACGGAGCUUCCCAGGCCGCCGCCCACCCACCCGGAGGAGACAGAGGAGGAGCUAACAGAAACCAAUGACAUGCAGGAGGACGACGAAGGGGCCAGCCUUCACAGGCUUCAGAAGGAGGGCUCAGACGACAGCACGCCCUCCUCGGAGCACGCCGUUGUGCAUGUGAAGGGCGAGGAGGAGCACGGAGGCAUGCGCGUGAAGGGGGAGAGUACGGAGAGCGAGCUGGAUGAAGAGGAAGAGGAAGACGAGCUCAUCCAGCUGAGGGAGUGCGACGAAGAGGAGAGGGGGAGCUACACGCAGGCCUUGCAGCAGCUGGGUGUGUUCCAGUCCUUGUUGCCCCAUAGACCUCUGGGAAGAGCGCAGUCGUCCCCUGCAGCCACUGUCAAUCCCAUCAAGCACCUCUUCACUACAGGGCUUGUGUACGACAGUCUGAUGUUGAAGCAUCAGUGUGUUUGUGGCAAUGCUCACAUCCACCCAGAGCAUGCUGGGAGAGUGCAAAGCAUCUGGUCCAGACUGCAGGAGACGGGCCUGCUGGGCCGCUGUGAGAGGAUUCGGGGGCGUAAAGCGUCUCUGGAUGAGAUCCAGUCGGUCCAUUCAGAGUUCCACACUCUGCUGUAUGGAACCAGUCCGCUGAAUCGACACAAACUGGACCACAAGAAGCUGCUGGGUCCAAUCAGCCAGAAGAUGUAUGCGGUUCUUCCCUGUGGAGGAAUAGGGGUGGACAGCGACACGGUGUGGAACGAGAUGCACUCGUCAGCGGCAGUCCGCAUGGCGGUGGGCUCAGUCAUCGAGCUGGCCUUCAGAGUGGCGUCGGCAGAGCUGAAGAAUGGCUUUGCAGUGGUGCGUCCACCCGGUCACCAUGCUGAGGAAUCCACUGCCAUGGGGUUUUGUUUCUUUAAUUCAGUAGCCAUCACUGCCAAGCUGCUGCAACAGAAACUAGGAGUGGGCAAGAUCCUCAUUGUGGACUGGGACAUUCACCACGGCAACGGCACCCAGCAGGCCUUCUACACCGACCACAACGUCCUCUACAUCUCCCUCCAUCGCUACGACGACGGAAACUUCUUUCCUGGCAGCGGAGCGCCUGAGGAGGUGGGAUCAGGUGCAGGUGUUGGUUUUAAUGUGAACAUAGCGUGGACUGGUGGAGUAGAGCCGCCUAUGGGUGAUGUGGAGUACCUCACCGCCUUUAGGAGCGUGGUGAUGCCCAUCGCCCAGCAGUUCAGUCCAGAUGUGGUCCUGGUGUCUGCAGGCUUCGACGCAGUGGAGGGUCAUCAGUCUCCUCUGGGAGGAUACAACGUCUCCGCCAAGUGUUUCGGUCAGCUGACGCAGCUGCUGAUGGGUCUGGCGGGCGGGCGCGUCGUCAUGGCGCUGGAAGGCGGUCAUGACCUCACAGCCAUCUGUGACGCAUCAGAGGCCUGCGUCGCUGCGCUGCUGGGAGACCCGUGUGACUCUGUGUUCCAGUGGCCUCAGGAGCAGCCAUGUCCAAAAGCCUGGGCCUCGCUGGAGAGAGUCAUAGAGAUCCAGAGUAAACACUGGUCUUGUCUCCAGAGUUUGUCUCAGACGAGCGGCCACUCGCUAUUGGAGUCGAGUCCUCUCGGGGCUCAGGGCCAAUCGGAGAAGGACGAGGCCGACACGGUCAGCGCCAUGGCCUCCCUAAGCGUUGACGUCGAGCAGCCGGGCUCGGAUCCUGACAACACAGAAACCAGCAGGUCCACGGAGGAGCCGAUGGAAGAAGAGCCUGUAUUGUAGGAAGAGCUUAAACCACCACCACGAAAAACAAAAAAAAACAACUCCAACACUCUCACCACCUUCUGGCACCUCCUCUUCCUCUUCCUUUUCCUCUUCCUCCUCAGAGUGUGUGUAGGUACACACACACACACAAACACACACACACAGAGUGGAAUUGUGUCGUCGUGGAGGCCUCCGAUUGGCUGACGAGAACAUUACGGAGGCACUAGAAAAGGCCGGAGACUGUGAACACGGACACAUCUCUUUUCUACUGGUUCGUCAGCCCGACGACGAACGACGACUUGUCGGCGUCUCCAUGGAAACCUAGAGGAGGAGCGGGGUCAGCAAAGAGACAAGCAAGACCUGCAUAUUUUACCACCUGUACACAGCACCACUCCAAUAUUUUUUCCCCCCCAAUCAUUCUUCUGUCUUUCUAUUUUGUCCCUACUCCUCUGUUUCCACAGCGGGACGAUGUGUGGGGGGGGGGUCAAAGAAUUUGGACUUGUCAGACAACAAGUGGACGACUUGUCUUCUUGUCCAUCUGUCUGUCAGUCAGUCAGAGAGACAGGCCGAGCGAAUGUGGGCUUGGCUGGCGCUGGAAGAGUUUUUUUUUUUAUUUUUUUUUUUUUGAACAGAGGAGGAGGAGGAACUAGGUGCCUUUAAAAUAAAAUAAUAAAAAGAAACUAAACAAAAAAAAAACACACACACACAAAAACGAGCCGUCCAGUCAGAAACCACAAAACAACGCCGCCGCAGCACCUCAGCACCUCAGCAAAACCAACCAGCCAAUCAGGACUGAAGAAACCCGUCGACAAACACAUUCGCACCGCUGUUGUUCCAGUCGAUGUUGAGGAUGGCUGGAUGUUGUCGUCGCAGUGGUUGUUGUAGUUGUUGGGAGGUUGAAGAGUGAGCCCCAGUUCCUCUGGCAGGACCAGGCAGGCAGUGCAGCCCUCCGCAGGCAAACAGCAGGUCAAAGGUCACGUCGGUCAGUAGCUUGGUCCAGUGCUGAUGUCUUUUUGUCGCCCCAAACGAUCGCCAUUUUAUUCGCCCCAAGGAACGCUUAACUGAGCGAGACGCAGCAGGGACCCCCCUACUACAUAGAUUGUAUAAAAUUAAGUUGAGUAUUGCAAAGAAUAUUACAAAGAGAAAUAAUGGCCGGACCAGGACAAGAGGAGCAACCCAAUGAGUCCCAAUGUUUAGAACACAUUUUGGUCAGUCCUCCUGGUCAGUAAAAGGUAUCCGCUUAUGGAAUUCCUUAUCCACGGAACUUCAAUCCCAAACAGAACUAAAAGUGUUAUACACAAAAGCCAAAUUAUGGCUCAAACUGACAAAACGGAGAAGUGAGCACUUAUGGUGUCCCUUAGCUAGACAGUUUUUAUUUGUAUUUAUUUUUUUCUUCUUUCUUUGAAAGAAGUCUGUUUGUUUUGUUAAAGCCUGACCAGGGACAAGGACUACAAAUUAGUGGAGGCUGGUCGUCCUAAAUCGGGGACGAUCUAGGAUCAGACCCUUAGGGGGGGCUCAGCCCCUUAUGACAAUGUGACACGGAUACAGUGCCUUGCAAAAGUGUUAAUAUAAUCUUUGUUUCGGGACAGAUCCUCGCAAAAAUCACACUGUAACCAUUUACCAUUUUUUCAAGGAUAAUGGUGCAAAAAUGAUCGUUUCCCUCCAAUAUCGUGAAUCAUAUCGCAAUUGCAAUAUCAGUCAAAAUAAUCGCAAUUGGAUAUUUUCCUAAUAUCGCGCAGCCCUCCUUUUUAGUGCAUAGAAUUCUGAGCUAUCAAAAUAAUAAUUGUUGUAUAGCCUUGACCAUUUUACCACAUAUCACUGUUCUGAAUCCCCCAGGUCCUGUCAUUGAGCGGAUCAAAUUUGUUGGGUUGGCUCAGCCCUGAGUCUUUGGCUACGGUAAACAGAACUUUCGCCUAACGGACUUGCACAUGCAUCUGCAUUUGCAGAACAGCCAAUAAGAAACUCUCUCUUUCUCUCUCUCUCUCUCUUUCUAAAAUGACCUGUGAUUGGCCAAAGUCUCCCAUCAUGGAUAGACUUUCUAAAGCCUGAAAGCAGAGCCAAGGAGGAGAUGCAAUCUAGUUGUCUCACAGACCACUUGAAUUACAAUCUUCAACCUCACUAAAGUCCAUUUCCCAUGAACUGCUGGUGGAGCGACGCAGCUAUUUGUGGGUCUUAUCCGUUCAAAGCAAUAUAACACUGAUAGGACAGCAGUGACCGGGAGAACUACAGUGAGCAUGUUUACAUGCACACUAAUAUUCCAAAUUAUUUCAAAUAUGACAAUAUUCCGUAUUUGA
Molecule: messenger RNA, 5999 nt
Organism: Perca flavescens (yellow perch)
Lineage: Eukaryota; Metazoa; Chordata; Actinopteri; Perciformes; Percidae
Gene: hdac5
Product: histone deacetylase 5
Exons: 30
Coding region: 412-3723 (1103 amino acids)
Biological process (GO): negative regulation of transcription by RNA polymerase II
Molecular function (GO): histone deacetylase activity
Source: RefSeq, a predicted model, not a curated record